Molecule: messenger RNA, 2710 nt
Organism: Paecilomyces variotii
Lineage: Eukaryota; Fungi; Ascomycota; Eurotiomycetes; Eurotiales; Thermoascaceae
Product: putative pH signal transduction protein pala
Exons: 7
Coding region: 67-2646 (859 amino acids)
Cellular component (GO): endosome
Molecular function (GO): protein binding
Source: RefSeq, a predicted model, not a curated record
AAACAAGAGACGAAUACUGCGGAAUUUCGUUGCUGUCGCGUUGCCCUACUCGACCCGGUACCCAGGAUGGCUUCGAAUAUUCUGCAACUGCCAUUUCGGCGCACCCAUACCAUAUCCCUCGCCGAUGCCAUCACACAAUAUAUCUCUUCUAAAUAUGACCAGCGACCUGAUAUGUUCGCCGAUGACCUGAUGGUCCUGGAUCGCUUGCGCACAGAGGCCGUCAAUGUCCAGGAGCCCCAUGUCAGCGGUAUCAGUCGGCUGGUCACCUACGCCGCUCAGCUGAAAUGGCUGGGUGGAAAAUUUCCGAUCGACGUUGGUGUGGACUUUUCGUGGUAUCCGGCGUUUGGAUUCAAUACGUCUAGACCGGUCUCACAGAAUAAUCUCCGUUUCGAGCUCGCGAACGUCUUGUUCAACCUUGCCGCGCUUUAUUCACAGCUUGCUUAUUCCUUGAAUCGAACGACUUCCGACGGGCUGAAACAAGCAUGCAACUACUUCUGCCAGGCGGCUGGUGUCCUGGCACAUCUCCGUACCGACAUAGUCCCCGAUCUACGCUCUUCGCCGCCCGAAGAUAUGGACGAGAUGACGCUGCAGAGUUUGGAAUCCCUGAUGCUCGCGCAGGCACAGGAAUGUUUCUGGCAGAAGGCAGUCAAGGACGGGCUGAAAGAUGCUUCCAUUGCCCGCUUGGCUGCGAAGGUGUCCGAUUUCUAUGCCGAGGCUGGUGAUUAUGCGAUCAAAUCGAAUGCGAUCAGCACGGACUGGAUCCACCAUAUGACGGCCAAGCAUCAUCACUUUGCAGCUGCAGCUCAGUAUCGGCAAUCACUCGACUGCUUGGAUAAGCGGAAAUAUGGCGAGGAAGUCGCGCGGUUGCGAGAUAGUUUGACAUGUGUCAAUGAGGCUCUUAAGGAGUCUCGCUGGAUCAAUCGAGUCGUCCUUGGCGACUUGAACGGGCUCAAGAGUCGUGUCGCGGAGGAUCUGAAGCGAGCAGAGAAAGACAACGAUGUCAUUUAUCUACAGCCUGUCCCACCGAAAUCGGAACUCAAGUCGAUUGAUCGCGCAUCCAUGGUGGCUUCAAAGGCACCACCUCAGGUUACUGAUGCUAUAUCCAUGCUCGGAGAGAAGGGGCCAUUGGGUCAGCCUCUGUUGGUCAAACUUGUUCCAUAUGCCGUUCACGUCGCUGCCAGCAUAUAUUCGGAUCGUCGUGACCGGUUGGUCAAUGAAAAGAUCGUUGGAGAGCUGGAGUCAAUGACGGAUAAGUUGCGAGAUCUCCUACAAUCCUUGAACCUACCGGGUUCUCUUCAAGCACUGGAAAGGCCUCUGGGUCUGCCUCCCGCUCUAGUAUCGCAUGCCGAAGAACUACGGCAGCAGGAUGGGCUGUACCGUCUGCGCCGGUCUCUGGAAGACGUAGAGAAAGUCAAAGCAAAUGACCGCGCCGUCUAUAAUGAGGGCGUCGAGUUCUUAUCUGCGGAAAAGGCCGAGGACGACGCCGCCCGUGCUAAAUAUGGCACGGAUCGUUGGACCAGACCAUCGUCAGAGGUUGCUGGCGAAAAUCUCUACACAACAGCCAGCGAGAUCGCUGGGUAUUUCAAGUCGGCACAGAGUACUGACGAUCUUGUUCAGGGCAAGCUGAGGGACUCAGAGGCGGUCUUGAGAGUGCUCACAGGAACUAAUAGGGAUUUGGAGGCAUAUGUUCCAAGCAGCCGCAGGGCGGAUAUCACGCCACAGGUAGAGCAGGAAUCGAGCAGGCUGAGGAGCUGCUUGAACGAGGUUAGUCGUCUAGAGAAUAGGAGGAAACGAAAGAUCGAAGCCGUCAAGGAUAAGGCUCGGACCGAUGACAUCAAUCAAGCAUUACUCAAGGAAACAGCCCGCCUCGAGCGAGAGUUCCCCAUGCAGCCCAUCGAAGCCAGCCAAUUCGAGAAUUUGUUCGAAGAGAGGCUCCAUCUCUACGACUCUGAUCUCGAGAUGCUGGAGCAGGAGCAGAACGAGCAAGAUCAGAUCGCCGCUCGAGUGCGUGAGGCGAAUCGGGCCUUCACCAAGGCUCGCAAAGGUGACUCGUCAACCAAGGACAGAGAAAAGGCCCUCCAGGAACUGGAAAACGGCUACCUGAAGUACAAGGAGAUUAUAUCCAACACCGAGGUUGGAAGGAAGUUCUACAACGACCUAGCCAAGAUCGUAGGACGAUUCAGAGAGGACACCAAAGCCUUCAUCCACCAGCGGAGAAUGGAAGCAAGCCAGUUAGAAUCCGACAUCACCAACGCAGCAGCAAUGGCCUCUCUGAAUAUAUCCCAACCCAGUUUCCGCCCUCAGCACCAACUCCCAACAAACCACCACCCAUCACCUUACACCCAACCUCCUCCUGAACCUCAACUCCAACAAAAACCCACACCACAGCCCCAGCCACAACUACAACCCCUCCCCUCCCGACCCGUCAUGACAGGAGAACCGCUAACGGCUCCCCAACCAACUCGCGCAUCAGCCGUUCCUCCCCCCGUUGCAACAUCGGGAAUCUGGUCUCCCGAAAUGGGAAUCCGAUUCGGCGGAGGACCGACCCCAGCAUCAGCAGCUCCUUCGUCGACCCAGCCUCAAACACCGGGAAGUGCUCCGAUGCAAGGGAAAUGGGAUCCAAGUCGUGGCGUGCGGUUUUCGUAAAUUACUUCUUUUUUUUUGGAUUCGUUUUCGUCAGGCUCACAUAAUAAAAGCGGAAUGUUCUUUU